AUUGUUACUGAGGGACACAGAAUUGUUACUCAGGGACACAGAAUUGUUACUCAGGGACACAGAAUUGUUACUGAGGGACACAGAAUUGUUACUCAGGGACACAGAAUUGUUACUCAGGGACACACAGAAUUGUUACUGAGGGACACAGAAUUGUUACUGAGGGACACAGAAUUGUUACUGAGGGACACAGAAUUGUUACUCAGGGACACAGAAUUGUUACUCAGGGACACAGAAUUGUUACUGAGGGACACAGAAUUGUUACUCAGGGACAGACACAGAAUUGUUACUGAGGGACACAGAAUUGUUACUCAGGGACACAGAAUUGUUACUCAGGGACACAGAAUUAGUAUGUCAGACAACAUGCAGAGGAGUGGCAGAGGAGGCAAUGUUUUAGGAGCGAGCAGACGUGGCAGCAGAGGAAGGGGUCGAGGCAGCACUAGUCGCAGCCAGAGG
This is a messenger RNA of Staurois parvus, 453 nucleotides long. Lineage: Eukaryota; Metazoa; Chordata; Amphibia; Anura; Ranidae. The record is from the annotation of a GenBank genome assembly.